Molecule: messenger RNA, 1149 nt
Organism: Fusarium redolens
Lineage: Eukaryota; Fungi; Ascomycota; Sordariomycetes; Hypocreales; Nectriaceae
Exons: 2
Coding region: 1-1149 (382 amino acids)
Source: RefSeq, a predicted model, not a curated record
AUGCACCUCAUGCUAUUAAUCUGCGCUUUGAUUAGCGUAGCUAUUGCACAAAAUGUAUUUACUACACAGGCCUGUGUGACUGAGCGAGGAUGCGGCCCCUUUCCUACCACUUCGCCUGCACCUCCCACUACGAGAUCGAAUACCAUUCACUCAACGCUAACCCGUGUCGUAAGCGUCUGUCCUACAGCGACAGUAUUCGUCUUUAAUAGCACCUCAACGACGACCGGAACUCAGACUGUCAACUCAACUGUAGUCUCUGCUCUACGCGUUACCCAGACGUCUACCACCACGACUGAUGUCACCACCACCGACACUGAAGAAGCUACUACAACUGUUACAUCAACAAGUACUUUGACAUUGACAUUUAUCAUUCGACGAACAUCUACUAUCCCCGCUACAUCAGGCUUUGUCCCCAUCGCCUCUGAACCAGGCUAUAUCCCUCGACACCGUAACAAGCGCGACGAUGACAGCUCGGUACCAACGGUCCGACCGGCCCUUGGAAAGAGAUGCUGGCCGAAUAUACAAGCUGUUGUCUGCAACACAACUAUCUUCACUUUGACGGCGCGAACCGUUACCCAGACCGGACUUUGUCCUACAUCUGUACCCACUACAACAGUAACUCGGAAUGUAACGGUGAACACUGCUACUGCGACUGUUACUGCAACGGUUGUGAGUACGCGAACUGAGAGCACGACUGUGCAGGCUACAGUGGAGAAUGUCAUUACCGAGACCACUACCUCGACUUGGACUUGGACCACAAGGCCCAUCGACUGGAAUACAACCCUCUAUGCGACCACAACUCUGGCUACUGCAACGACAUACGCUGCAUGUCAAGCGAAUAAUCUCAUCAAUUCAGCGAACGGAGGACAUUUCGUCUGGCAAGUCAACUACGGCGGCUCCAGGAAUCAGAUCCAAGUGGGAAUUCCAGCACGCAAUGCUUACGAAUGCUGUAUAGCAUGCCAUCAGACUCAGAACUGCAUCUGGUCCAACUUCCCCGGAGGCUGUGAGUUAGUGAUUGCAAACUCCUGCAACCCUCACGACAACUUCAAUUCAUCAUUCAUCACAUCACAAGAUGUCAGGAGGGGAACGACAAUUAGUAACGGUCCUUGUGGAUUUAUUGCCAACGGGGGAGAUAUCCGUCUGAUUUAG